Messenger RNA from Hirsutella rhossiliensis, 765 nucleotides. RefSeq names its product reverse transcriptase (RNA-dependent DNA polymerase) domain-containing protein. The transcript has 2 exons. NCBI's taxonomy places the organism in Eukaryota, Fungi, Ascomycota, Sordariomycetes, Hypocreales, Ophiocordycipitaceae. The coding region runs from base 1 to 765 and encodes 254 amino acids. The record is from RefSeq and is a predicted model, not a curated record.
AUGGAGAAGCUGCCACCACAGUACCACAAGUGGUCUCGAGCUUUCUCUCAGCAACUGGCCGACCAGCUGCCCCCUCAUCGGCCAGGUGUGGACCUGAAGAUCGAAGUGCUAAAAGACGAGCAUGGCCGAGAGAAGCCCCUACCCUGGGGACCGCUUUACAGCAUGUCCCGCGAGGAGCUAUUAGUGCUACGAAAGACCCUCACAGAACUACUCGACAAGGGAUUUAUUAGAGUCAGCAGCUCGCCAGCCGCAGCACCAGUCCUUAUGGUGAAGAAGCCCGGUGGAGGCAUCCGCUUCUGCGUAGAUUAUAGAGGUUUAAACCAUAUAACGAAGAGGGACCGCUAUCCCUUGCCCUUACUGAGCGAGACCUUGCGAACUAUAGCCAAGGCAAGGGUCGCCCCCGCCGACGAAGAAAAGACAGCUUUCAGAACGCGCUAUAGAUCCUUCGAAUGGCUGGUAGUUCUAUUCGGCCUAACAGGCGCACCAGCAGCCUUUCAGCGGUAUAUUAACAGCGUGCUCCAGGAUUACCUAGAUGAUUUUAUGUCAGCGUAUAUCGACGAUGUCCUGAUCUUCUCCUCUAGAAGCCUGCAAGACCACCGCGACAAAGUCGGCAAGGUCCUCCAACGACUGAUAGACGCUAGGCUGCAACUAGACAUCAACAAGAGCGAAUUCGAAGUUAAGGCUAUGAAAUACCUUAGGUUUAUUAUCGAGGCGGAGUGUGGGAUCCGAGUCGACCCAGAGAAGGUUAAGGCUGUGAAGGGAUAG